ACAUGUUUCACAAUAAAAGACACGACGGCAAGUAAUGAAAUGAAAUAAAAUACUUAAUAAUUAAAGUUUACUACUCUAGCUAGCGCCCAUAAACUAGCUAAUGACUGCUAUCUGUACAGAGCUAAUAACCGAUUUUCUGCACACUUCAACUAUUCAUGUGAUCUUUAUCAUGUAUUAUUUUAUCAGUAUAUCAUUGAUUGAUCAGUUAGAUGUUUCAGGACAUGUAUAAAUACAGGGCAGUGUUAGUGGAACCCCUCAGUUUGCUCAUUUAUACACUUAAUAGGUGCGUAACCUGGAGACAAAACAGUAAACAUAUAUGUCGUCAUCAAAAUCAAAAGUUGCCAUGGAUACCGAACGCAUUUCACUGCUGAUACAGUGCAGCUUAAAAUAACAAAAUAUGAAGGAAUACAUCAAACGUGUACCCUACAUAUUCAUCAAUGCACUGAAUGCACUGAAACUGCUGGGGAUCAAGAAUUCCUUGCUCGAGUGUGGAGACCCCAAAACUCAGCAUCAGGGGUCUAAUCAGACUAAUCUGACCAAGUCAUCAUUUAGGGGCAAGAGGAAAUCUGCUCACUUGGCAGGUAAAAAUGAGCCUCAGCAAAAGAGACCAAGAAAACAGACACAAAACAAUCCUGUCCUCGCCAAUUCACCUAAAGUAGCUGUAAAUAACAACAAGCACAGUGGAUUCUGCAACAAAAAGAAGACAUACAUCAAACGUGUAUCCUACUUAAACCUUCGUACACUGAAAUUGCUGGGGAUCAAGGAGUCCUUGUUUCGGGAGCAGUUCACAGACGCCAAAGCUCAGCAUCAGGGGUCUAAUCAGACAGAUCUGUCAUCGGCUAGAGGCAAAAGGCAAGUCAAGUCAUCAUCUAGGUCCAAAAGGAAAUCUGCUCACUUGCCAGAUGAAAAUGAGCCUCAGCAGAAGAGAUCAAGAACACAGCUGACACAAGACAAUCAUGACCUCGCCGAUUCACCUAAACUAGCUGUAAACAACAACCAGCACAGUGGAUGCUUGAACGUAAAGAAGAGUGCAUACAUCAAAUGUGUAUCCAAAUCAUGCUUGUGUGUACCAAAAUUGCUGAGGACCAAGGAAAAGUCCUUGUCCCAGGAGCAGGUUGCAGACCCCAGAGCUCAGCAUCAAUGGUCUAAUCAGACAGACUUACCCAAGUCAUCAGCUAGGGGCAAAAGGAAAACAACUAACCUCUUAGAUGAAAAUGAAUGUGAGCAGAGGAACACAAGAACACAGAUUACACACGAGAAUCCUGACCUCUUAAAUUCAUCCAAACUGCCUUCUAAACAUGUUGGCACUGCAAAUUUCAAGAAUGAGUAUGAGGAGGGAGAACUGCUGGGCAAAGGAGGAUUUGGCUGUGUGUUUACUGGUAUACGCAAAGCAGAUGGAUUGCCAGUUGCAAUCAAGUAUGUCUCCAAACAGGAAUCACCUGAAGAACUGGAAAUUCCUGGACAUGGUUACCUGCCCACUGAGGUAGCUUUGAUGUCUAUUGUGAACACUGAACCAUUCUGUUCCAACAUCCUGCGGAUUCUCGAGUGGUACGAUGAUCAUGACAAAUACAUCAUGAUACUGGAACGGCCUGAACCAUGUGAGGACUUGGAUCAAUUCCGCAAAAAGCAUGGCAGCCGCUUGCCUGAGUUCAUGGCUCGUAAACUGAUGUUUCAGCUGUUAAAGGCGCUGAAGCAUUGUAAGAGCCGAGGAAUUCUUCAUCGCGACAUUAAGCCAGAAAACAUCCUAGUUCAGACAGACACUCUUAAUAUCAAGCUGUUUGACUUUGGGUGUGGAGACUUGGUCAAGGACUGUUACAACGAAUUUGCAGGCACGUUCGACUACGCUCCGCCUGAGUGGUACAAAAAGAAACAGUAUUUGGCAGACCCAGCUACUGCCUGGACUGUGGGCAUGACACUGUACAAGCUGGUGUGUGGCUCUCUGCCUUUCAAGACCAGGAAUCAAUUGAAACGUGGCUUUGUGCACUUUCCCAAAAAUAUGUCUCAAGAGUGCAGUCAUUUGAUCCGUUGGUGUUUGCGUGUCAAAGCAGAAAACCGUCCCAGCCUGGAACAGAUAGAGCAUCACCAGUGGUUUCACUUAUCAGGAUUAACAGUACAAACAGCUGGACAGGAGACGAAGACUCUGCACUGAAACAGAUCAAACAUAAAUAUAAAACAUACUAUUAGUUUCAAUAAAAUUGUAAUUUGUUAUUAAA
Molecule: messenger RNA, 2213 nt
Organism: Silurus meridionalis
Lineage: Eukaryota; Metazoa; Chordata; Actinopteri; Siluriformes; Siluridae
Product: aurora kinase A-like
Exons: 10
Coding region: 398-2149 (583 amino acids)
Biological process (GO): negative regulation of apoptotic process; protein autophosphorylation; regulation of mitotic cell cycle
Cellular component (GO): cytoplasm
Molecular function (GO): ATP binding; protein serine/threonine kinase activity
Source: RefSeq, a predicted model, not a curated record